Molecule: messenger RNA, 1747 nt
Organism: Dromiciops gliroides (monito del monte)
Lineage: Eukaryota; Metazoa; Chordata; Mammalia; Microbiotheria; Microbiotheriidae
Gene: KRT15
Product: keratin 15
Exons: 8
Coding region: 47-1453 (468 amino acids)
Molecular function (GO): structural molecule activity
Source: RefSeq, a predicted model, not a curated record
UGAAGUUCUAUCACUUUGCCUGCUGAGGCCAGGGGCUGGUGAAGCCAUGAGUACCACCUUCCUCCAGAGCUCUUCUUCUACCUCUGGCGGUGGCUUUGGUGGGGGCUCCACUCGGGGCACCUCUCUCCUGGCUGGUGGGAGCUAUGGAGGGGGAAGUCUCUAUGGAGGUGGGGGUGGGGGUCGGAUUUCUUCCUCCUCAGCUCGGUUUGUCUCCUCUGGGUCGGUGGGGGGCUAUGGUGGUGGGAUGAGCUAUGGCUUUGGUGGAGGGGCUGGUGGUGGUUUCGGCGGAGGGGUUUGUGGAGGAUAUGGAGGAGGCUUUGGUGGUGGCUUUGACUUGGGUGGUGGAGAGGGUGGCCUCUUGACCGGCAAUGAGAAGAUCACCAUGCAGAACCUCAAUGACCGCCUGGCCUCCUACCUGGACAAAGUGCGGGCUCUGGAGGAGGCCAAUGCUGACCUGGAGGUCAAGAUCAGGGACUGGCAUCUGAAGCAAAGUCCCUCAAGCCCCGAGCGGGAUUACAGCCCCUAUUACAAGACCAUUGAGGAGCUCCGGGACAAGAUCCUGGCAGCCACCAUUGACAACUCUCGCGUUGUUCUGGAGAUUGACAAUGCUCGGCUGGCUGCUGAUGACUUCAGACUCAAGUAUGAGAAUGAGCUGAGUCUACGUCAGAGUGUGGAGGCUGACAUCAAUGGCCUGCGCAGGGUGAUGGAUGAGCUGACCCUCUCCAAGACUGAUCUGGAGAUGCAGAUCGAGAACCUGAAUGAGGAGCUGGCCUACCUCAAGAAGAAUCAUGAGGAGGAAAUGAAAGAGUAUAAGAACCAGCUGGUGGGUCAGGUCAAUGUAGAGAUGGAUGCAGCCCCAGGGGUGGACCUGACCCGUGUGCUUUCUGAGAUGCGAGAGCAGUACGAAGCCAUUGCUGAGAAGAAUCGUCGAGAUGCCGAGGCCUGGUUCUUUAGCAAGACUGAAGAACUGAACAAAGAGGUGGCUUCCAGCACUGAAAUGAUCCAGACCAGCAAGACCGAGAUCAGUGACCUGAGACGCACGCUGCAGGGGCUGGAGAUCGAGCUGCAGUCCCAGCUCAGCAUGAAAGCCGGGUUGGAGAGCUCCUUGGCAGAGACGGAAUGCCGCUAUGCCACCCAGCUGCAGCAGAUCCAGGGGCUGAUCAGCAACAUUGAGGCCCAGUUGAGUGACCUCCGCAAUGAGAUGGAGUGUCAGAACCAGCAGUACAAGAUGCUCUUGGACAUCAAGACCCGGCUGGAGCAGGAGAUCGCCACUUACCGUAACCUGCUGGAGGGCCAAGACUCCAAGAUGGUUGGCUUCAGUACCAGAGAAGGUUCCCUUAGUGCAGGAGGAGGUGGUGGCAGCAGCAGCAGCAGCAGCAGCAACAGGGUCCGCAUCACCAUGGAGGAAUCAGUGGAUGGGAAGGUGGUUUCUUCCCGAAAAAGGGAAGUCUAAACUUUCAUUACAGGAAAAAGAGAAAGGCCCUCCCCUGCCCGGCUGAGAGCAAGAGUAGCCGCAAUGGGGAGGAGGAUGGAAACUCCAGUCUUUGCCCUGGCAAUGGGAUGGCAAAUGUGGCACCCGCCAUGCCCUGUUCCGGGCUCCCUAUCGUCCCUCUCUUCUUCUCCCAUUCACCCUACCCCCCUUUUUAGCAGUAUGUUCCUAGGGUGGAAGCUAGGGGAAGCAAUCGUAUUGUGUAACCAGUGUUCAACUAUACUGUUUCUUUCUGUGAAAUAAAUAAAGUUUUCCUUC